Populus nigra (black poplar) is the source of this 1960-nucleotide messenger RNA. Its product is annotated as probable sugar phosphate/phosphate translocator At1g12500. Gene Ontology annotation, molecular function: antiporter activity. Gene Ontology annotation, cellular component: Golgi apparatus. The coding region runs from base 284 to 1369 and encodes 361 amino acids. The transcript has 2 exons. NCBI's taxonomy places the organism in Eukaryota, Viridiplantae, Streptophyta, Magnoliopsida, Malpighiales, Salicaceae. The record is from RefSeq and is a predicted model, not a curated record.
UUCUCUUCCCACUAUCUCUCCCUUAAUCCAAAGGCCCGUGCUUCAUCUCCGCCCCCAAAUCUGAAUCUCCACCGUUUAUCUAGAUCCACACAUCAACACGUCACUAUACUAGAAUUAAAAAAAAAAAAAAACAAAGAAAAUAUCAUCAUCCUCAUCUCACUCUUACAGAUCUCAUACACAUUUCAAGCUCCUAACUUUCUGCUUCUCUCUCUAAGCAGAGUCGCGUAUUCUUAGGAAGAGAAGGUUUUGGUGAAAACCCAUUUUGCCCUUGAAGCCUAGGAGGAUGGUGGAGGCACAAACAUGGGCAACAAGGAGAAUGAGCAACCCAAGAAUAAUGGAUGGCACCACCGUGUCAACCACCACCAAUGACCAAGCUCUUGACAUACCUGCAACCCCACCUGGUGAUGUAAGAAACAAUGCAUAUUCUUCCGUUGGAUCGUAUUUUUCUCCGACUAUUUUAACAGCUGGGAUUAUUGCAUCAUGGUACUUGUCCAACAUUGGAGUCUUGUUACUUAACAAGUACUUGUUAAGUUUUCAUGGCUACCGGUACCCGAUAUUUUUAACAAUGCUGCACAUGAUUUCUUGUGCUUGUUAUAGCUAUGUGGCUAUAAAAUUUCUUCAAAUAGUACCAUUGCAGCAUAUUUCAUCAAGAAAGCAGUUUAUGAAGAUCUUCGCUUUGAGUGCUAUCUUUUGUUUCUCUGUGGUUUGUGGUAAUACUUCAUUGAGGUACUUGCCUGUGUCUUUUAAUCAAGCUAUUGGGGCAACCACACCUUUUUUUACUGCUAUUUUUGCCUUCUUGAUAACUUGCAAGAAAGAAUCUGCUGAGGUUUAUUGUGCACUUUUGCCUGUGGUUUUUGGGAUUGUUUUGGCCAGUAAUAGUGAGCCUUUGUUUCAUUUAUUUGGGUUCUUGGUCUGUGUUGGUUCAACUGCUGGACGUGCUUUAAAAUCCGUGGUUCAAGGGAUUUUGUUAACAUCAGAAGCUGAGAAGUUACAUUCUAUGAAUUUGUUACUUUAUAUGGCACCAAUGGCUGCUUUGAUUUUGUUACCAUUUACUCUUUACAUAGAAGGGAAUGUGGCUUCAAUUACGAUUGAGAAAGCCAGAGGGGAUCCGUAUAUUGUGUUCUUGUUGAUUGGGAAUUCAACUGUGGCUUAUUUGGUGAAUUUGACGAAUUUUUUGGUGACCAAGCACACAAGUGCCCUGACUCUUCAAGUAUUAGGCAAUGCUAAGGCUGCCGUGGCUGCUGCCGUUUCGAUCUUGAUCUUUAGGAAUCCGGUGACUGCGAUGGGAAUGGCUGGAUUCGCAGUUACAAUCAUGGGUGUGGUGCUUUACAGCGAGGCAAAGAAGAGAUCUAAGGUCACAACUCACUGAAGGAUAAUAUAAAGAUUCAUUUUGAUUGCCACAAACACUGGGAGGAGUUUUCCUUUAGGUAAGAAAUGCAAAAGAAGUUGUUUCUUACUGGGUUUUAGAUGACAGGUGCGAGGUGUAGGGACAUUUUGAAAUGGUUCCCAAAUGCAAUAACUAUACAAAGAGCAGCCUUAUUUCCACAUGAUCGCAAUGACAAACAUCCUUUGGAUCAAACAAAUGAAAUUGUUUCAUAGUUUAAUUGGUCAAUUUCUUCAUGUAGGUUGAAAUGACUGGGAUUUUUUUCCCAAUUCGGAGUCAUUUGGAUUUAUUUAUUUAUUGUAUCUUUUUCUUUUUUGAUUGGGUGACUAUUAUGCUUUAAGCUGGAAAGUGACUAUUUUAACAGAUGAAGGUGACAUGUUCACAUUCAGUUUAAGUCAAGACUCUUGCUUUAAGUUAAGGUGCCUUGCUGUCAGUCCCAACCACCGCAGAUAGUUUUGUAUUUGGUUAUUGUUUUGUAAACUUUAUAGCCUAUGCACUAUAUGCUAUACGCGUCAUGUGGGACAUGAAGAGUUGCUUUUGCUUAAAUCUUGAUGGUAAUUGGAACUUCCUUCUCAA